Messenger RNA from Moneuplotes crassus, 659 nucleotides. The record is from the annotation of a GenBank genome assembly. Lineage: Eukaryota; Ciliophora; Spirotrichea; Euplotida; Euplotidae.
CUUAAAUAUUUAUUGUUGAAAUAUAUUCAGUAACAAACAUGAAGAAAGAAAUAAGCGGGACACCCACGAAAAUUUCGGAUAUGAAGAAGUUGAUUAAAAGUUUGGAUAAAUUAUCUUUGAAGAUUGAUCAGCUACGUAAUCGUAAGGAUUCUCAACCAAUUUUCGAGACAGAUAAAGAGAAUUUUGAGCAGGCCAGCGAAUUUUUAAAUAAAGGCUGAAUGUUCAGUCGUGCUUACUGAACAAAAGAGGAAGGUCGAUGAAUGUGUAAACCUUAUCUUCACUCAUCCCUCCCAUCGAUUAAAGAGGCCGAACCAACAUUAAUUAGCAGAAAAAGGAAAAAUAAAGAAUGCAGAAUUGGAAGGAUAUCCCACAAAGUCAGAGCCAUAGGGGAUAGUAAAAUAAACCGUAUCGAAAGACCUACUCAAAAAACACAACAUUGAAGAAAUACUAGGACAACUCUGCAGAAUAAAAGAAACAAGAAGUAUACCCAAAAAGACUUUGAAACAUUCGAGGCUCUUAACCAACUAGAAGCCAGAUCAUACUAUAUCCAGACCUUAUUCUCCCAGAACGACAACUUCGAAAUGUCUGUUGUCAGGUGCUAAACACUCUCCUAUCUUAACACAGUGUGUUAACCUUCAUACUAAAAUUCCUAGUUUCUU